Molecule: messenger RNA, 2881 nt
Organism: Oreochromis niloticus (Nile tilapia)
Lineage: Eukaryota; Metazoa; Chordata; Actinopteri; Cichliformes; Cichlidae
Product: protein FAM98A
Exons: 5
Coding region: 1653-2042 (129 amino acids)
Cellular component (GO): tRNA-splicing ligase complex
Source: RefSeq, a predicted model, not a curated record
UGUUGUUGUUUAAAAAAAACACGAUUACUUAUUUUCUUUUUUUAAAUUGGGGCAAAUAAUACUGUUAACUUUUAUAAUUUUUCAUACACUUGCUCCACAAUCUUGUACUUUUGUGUUCAUAUUUUGUAAAAUCGUUGGACUUUCUGUACUUUAUCCUUUAUUUAUUAAUUCCCUCUCUAGUGAAUGACUUGGUUAUUUAUGAAGUUGUUGUGCGCACUCCGGCCAGCAGGGGGCGGUGAGCGUGCUGGGUGUUAAAGGAGGAAGCACUCCUUGUAAACACACGUGAACUUCGCAGAGUAAAGAAUAAGCCGUGCACGCCCGUCUUCGUGGAGAGGAGCGCGGGGACAGUCUCAGCUUUUCAUAAUGUAUUUUUUCCACUUCUGGUGAACUCUGCUGUUCCUUAUUCCGGCCCACUUUUCAACCAAUCAGCAUUUAACUGAUGCACAGUGUCGUCCACAUCGGGCACUGCACAGUUGAGAUUUUGUUCGAUUGCAAUGGUGAUUAAAAACCUGCCUCCAGAGGCAAAUACUGACACAACCUUGGUAGAAUAAAUUAAGCACAAGGCAGAUUUCUUCUACUUGGGUGCCCCUCGCAAACAGAACCUUUGAACAGCAGGUGGAGUUUUUACAUGGGAAGUUGGAUUUUGGAGCUGGGAGUGAUUUCGUACCCAAGUAAACCCCAUGGCAGGCUUCCAGGAAGUGUCUGGAGUAUAACAUAAUGAUUAUUCAUUUAUUUACUGUGCUUAAAAAUGGCACCUCAGCACAGAGAGCCUGGUCAGUACCACGUGUAUGGUUUAUUUAGCAGUCACAAAUACAGAACAGUGGUUGUACAGAUUACAAGUUCUCACCGCAGCCAGCUUGGAUUACAAAGGUAGGGUUGGUGUGAUGUCUCUGACUUUUUACGUGGGAAGUCCGACUUGAUUAAGGGUUUUAGCUGAAAAUUCCAGCUGCAAACUUGAAAUUUCCAACUUCUCACUUAAAUUGGAAUACAGCACGGAUCCACGAGAUGACCAUUUUAAGGGUGUCUUUAGCGUCUGAUAUCAGUUGAAUGCAAGAGUAGUAAAGAAGUGUUUGAAACUGAGCGUUUAGUGUAGUCUGAAGCCUAAAUGUUUAGUUUACAGGGAUUACUUGUUCAUAUGCUUACCUCAUUUGAAACUUUGACUGUUUAAAUAUGAGAAUUAAUACAACAGAAAAUAUGGCACGGAAUAGGUCCACUUUAAUGUGACUGAGAAUGAAGAAAACCAGGUUAGAGUAACAUUUGUGAAGACACUUAGCGGCACUCGGAAGUUUAUUUAAUGCACAAAAUUAGCUGCGGUUCUUCAUUUGCAUCUGCAUCAAAUAUCUCCAAAAUGCAUGAGAACCCUGCCUUCUCUAACACCUGUAACAAGUAGAGUGUAUGUAAUAAAGGAGAUAAGCAGCACAUCUGAAGCCUUAAUCUGAGAUUUUGACUGUCAUCAUCUUAUUUUCAUCUUCAAACUGAAGGAGGGUGGAUCCGAGUAACAAACCAAGGGACACUGCGUGUUGCAGGACUGACUUGUCAAUUGCAGGCUUCCCCAAUGUGAUUGGUGCCAUAGACUGCACACAUUGCAAUCAAGGCCCCCCCAGGCCCCAAUGAAGGGGAUUUUGUCAACCGAAAGGGGGUCCACAGUAUAAAUGUGCAGAUGGUGUGUGACUCCAUGUGCCACAUCACAAAUGUGGAAGCUAAAUGGCCCGGAUCAGUGCAUGAUUCAAGAAUCUUCAGAGAGUCAGGGUAAUGCACAUUAUUUGAGCGUGGAACACAGUGCUGCGCUGGCUUCGGCACCUAAUCUUGCGUCCCUCAUUGGCUCCUCCCAAGUGUCUCCAUCUCUGCUGCUCGCUGCCAGAGAGGAUCAGUCCUUCAUUGACCCGGUCAAAGCUGGAACAAGCACCUCUGUUUACAAGACGUUGAUGGGCAGCGUGCCAGACAGAGGAGGACGACCUGGGGAAAUUGCCUCCUAUGCCAGCAUGGACAGGGAGGAGCUCGAAAGGCAACAGAGGGGGAUGAGGAGGCGGACAAUCUCAUAAGCAUAAGAAGAAGAAAGGGAAAAAAGAUUAACUUGUCCAUCUUUUUGGCCUUACUUAUCAAUUUAAGAAAUAAGUGAUCAUUUUGCUUUAUUGAAAUCCUUGUUGCGAGGUAAACUACGAUUGGGAAGUGCUGCAUAUAAUUUUGUAGUUAUAAAUCUGUGUAUAAUUUAUAGUUAUAAGUCAUGCACAUACCAGAUUGUGUACAUUUCUAUAAAAGCAAUGAAGUCAAGUCAAGUCAAGUUGGCUUUAUUGUCACUUCAGCCAUAUACAGUUUGUACACAGUGAGGCGAAACAGCGUUCCUCCAGGGCCAAGGUGCUACAUGCAACAUAAAUUUACAACAUAAGUUAACAGAAAAUCACUAAACUAGCUAACUAGAGACAGGACAGACUGACCUAACAUAAAUUACAACAUAAAUUAACAAAAACUAACUAUCUAACUAAAACUAACUAUUCUAGCUAGGUAAGUAGUGCAAAGGAAACCGUAAACAUCCUUGGUAUGUAGGUAGUGCAGGAACAGUAAACAUAAAAAUAUUGUGCAAAAAGAGCAUUUACAGGUUGAUGUGUAAGUCCAGUCUCAGUGCUUUGAGGUAGUUGAGUUGAGCUGAGUGAUAGAGUGUGUGUGUGUGUGUGUGUGUGUGUUUAUCAGUCCAGUCCCUUUUUGUUGAGGAGACGGAUGGCUUGUGGAAAGAAGCUGUUGCACAGUCUGGAUGUGUGUGCCCGAAUGCUUCGGAUACUGGUACAUGACCAGAUAUUUUGGUAAAAGAGCAGAAAAUGGAAAAAAUGUUGGCUUUCCACAUUUAUCAGUAGGUUUGUUUAAGAAUAAACCUCUGAAACACACA